This is a messenger RNA of Dothidotthia symphoricarpi CBS 119687, 1353 nucleotides long. RefSeq lists its product as uncharacterized. The transcript has 2 exons. NCBI's taxonomy places the organism in Eukaryota, Fungi, Ascomycota, Dothideomycetes, Pleosporales, Dothidotthiaceae. The coding region runs from base 1 to 1353 and encodes 450 amino acids. The record is from RefSeq and is a predicted model, not a curated record.
AUGACUGAGACUCAGAAGCUCCCCGUCUUCGCGCCGCCCGGCUUCCUAGACUACCCUCACCGGCAACUGCCCCCACCUAUCCAACUCAAACCGCUGGAAAUCCCCUCAGACGCUGUACCACCGCGGAUGGAUUACCAGUUUCGAUCGCCCAUCAACCACCUUCCUUCAAUCUACCCAGGGCCGCCUCCUCGACACGACUACCAUCAGCCACCACCGCCUCCACCACCCCCACCACCAUCGCACAGGUCCGCCGCGCCGUUCGACAAGCUACUCCACCCGUACACGCCGUCUCGAUUAGAUCCACCGUACUCUCCCCGCCAAUACGGACAUUCGACAUCACCUCGCUCGGAGUUUGAUCGUAGAGGAUCAACAAGGCCAACGGAUCAUCGAUAUUCGUAUGAAGAAUCCCGACCAGUACAUCAUCAACUCCACCAAGACCAGUCGUAUGCGCCUCUUGCGUCUCCAAUCGAACCUCCCCGACCAAGAACAUACGGUUCGAUAUCAUCGCCAGGCUAUGCGCCAAACUAUGCGUCGAGCAGCGCGCCAUUCAGGGGGUCUGUCGACUCCCACUCGCAUUCACAACGAGCGUUGCCACCCUCCGGACCAAUAGCCUACUCUGCACCUACUCUUGCGGCACCUCCGCCCCGGAAAGAGCCCCGGACAGUCCGACUGCCUGGGUCUAUACCACAACCUGUAUACAAUGAACAAUUAAAUCUCAACUAUGAACUUCGCGUGCGACAGCAGCCCAUAGCAGCCAGAGCGUGCGGGUUUGGGGAACGUGAUCGCAGAGUCAUUGACCCUCCACCAAUCAUCCAACUCCUAGUCACAGACCCAAAGACUGGCGUUGCUGAACAGGAAGAGCUACGGUACUCGCUUAACGUGGUGCACUGCACCCUCUGGAAUGCAGACGGGACGAACGAGGAGACAGCGCUGAUUCAACCCGACCGACGAACGACGCGAAGAUUGAUGGGGCAGCUGGUAGCGUCACCCUCGGUUGCAAAGGACGAGCACGACAAUGAGGGUUGCUUCUUCUGCUUCCCAGAUCUGUCUUGUCGCACAAAUGGCAAGUACCGUUUGCGGUUUGUGCUGAUGCGAAUCGAUCCUGUAAACUUGCACGUUGGAGGGUUCUCGCCUAUCCUCACAGAGGUAAUGAGCGACGUGUUCACCGUCUACACGGCCAAAGACUUCCCGGGCAUGCGACCCAGUAGCGCUCUUACUCGAGCGCUGAAGCUGCAGGGCUGCAAUAUCCAGGUCAAAAAGGGCAACGAGAAGGCUUUGCAGCGCAAACGACUCACUAGCAGCCAAGAGCAUGAUACACACGAGGAGGAGAUGAAGCGACAACGCCGGAUGUAG